UCACCAAAUUUGGGUUACCGCGUCGGCAAUCCAUCAAACACCUGGAGACCCCGCGAUCCACCCCUCUCCCUUGCCGCCACGCGGCCCUCCUCCUCCCCUCUCCGCCCCCUCGAACCCCCAAGAGCCCCCUCGUCUCCAACCUUUCCCCGAUCCCCACUCCACCACCGCCGACGACAGCUCACCACGACCAACAGCAGCAGCCAUGGGCGCGUCCUCUUCCACCGCCAGCGCCCCCGCGGACGCGCGCGAGCUGCGGGAGCAGGAGGCCCUGGCCUCCGCCGCCCUCUCCCUCCCGCUCCUCCGCGCCGUCUUCUCCCGCUCCCCCGACCUGGCCGAGACCCUCGCCCUCCCGCCCGCCUCCUUCCGCUCCGCCUCCCCGCCCGACCCGCCGGAGCACUUCCACGACCUCCUCGCAAGCCUCGGCCCCACCAUCGCCUCCCUCUUCUUCCCCCACGGCGCCUCCAAGGACGCGGGCGAGGGGCAUGAUGCGGGGGGCUGGCUCGGCUUUCUCAGGGGGUUCAACUCCUGCUGCGCGCGCGCCCGGGCCUCGCUGCCGCUGGCGCUGCUCCUCCGCGUCUACGCCGCUGCCUGCGCCGCCGCGGGCGCCCCCUGCGGCGUGCAGUUCCGCCCCGACGAGGACGGCGGGGACGAGGAGGGGGGCAAGGUCGUGGGCGAGCUCGCGCCCGGGGAGAUCGCCGUGCUGCUCUCGAUGUGCUGGGUCAUGGCGUGGAGCGGGUUGGCCCCCAGGGUUUCGGGCGGCGAGGAAGCGGGGAAGGGGGAGCCCGUGCUGCUCCCGGACGUCUCGCACCUGGUGCUGUCGGCGCUCGUGUCCGCCGGCGCCGUCUCCGAUGACGCGGGCGUAUGGGGCUGGGAGGUUUCCGGUGCCGGGAAGGGGGUGUCGGUGCAGGAGUUCACGUCCUGGGUGAUCUCCACUGUCCCCGGGCUUGGCAACUGCCUCUCGCGAUAUGUACAGGACAGGUUCCGGUCGUCUGAGGUUGAUCCAACCAAGGAAAGCUCUGUUUCAACUGGUAACACAACUUUUGAUACUUCUGAUGCGUAUCUAUUAACACGUGGGAGGGCAUGGUCAAUCUCUCUCAGCGUCAGGAGCACAUUGAGUGAAAAGUUUUUGUCAGCAUCUGUCAUUGGAAUGGACACAGAAAACCUUCUUUAUAGGUCAUUGCUUCAUGGAAAAGGUCUGAGCCGGUUUUGGUCUUGUGUUGAGGGGUAUAAGGGACCAGCGCUAAUUCUUAUCUCUGCAUUCUCAAAUGCUGGUAGUGAUAAUGUUGAUGCUGGCCAAAAAUGGGGAAUUGGCAUAUUAACCGAGGAUGGAUUUGAGAACAAAGACACUUUCUAUGGUAGCUCUGGGUUCCUAUGUGCCACAUAUCCAAUAUUCCGCAUGCUUCUGCCAUCGGGUAAGGAGAAGAACAUCAUGUAUUGCCACCUGCAUACUCAACUAAAGACGUAUGAGGCAACGCCAAAGCCUCUUGGCUUAGCAUUCGGCGGAUCAAUUGGAAACGAGAGGGUCUUUAUUGAUGAGGACUUCUCUAAAGUUACAAUUCGCCAUCAUGCAGUUGACAAGACUUACCAACAUGGUUCUCUCAUUCCCAAUCAGGGUUAUUUACCUGUUGCGGCUUCAAUACUUGAUUUUGAAGUAUGGGGACUUGGUGGACAAACAACAAAGCGGCAACAGGAUAUUUACAAGAAGAGGGAGGAUAUUUUCUCAGGGCAGCGGAGAAAGAUUGAUCUCGCAGCUUUUGGCAACUGGGAAGACUCUCCAGAGAAAAUGAUGAUGGACAUGGUUUCUGACCCAAAUAGGCCCAGUCGGGAAGAACGUUGAUCAAGUUCAACGGCCAAGCUCAUUUGCUAGUGUUCAGCAGCUGCCCAUUCGGAAGUGGACACACUAUAUUACUUUCGAGGUAUAUAGAGUUCAGUGCACGCAUUCGUUCCUUUGGUGUAAAGGCAUUUGGCAGGGCCACUCAUAAUUUAGGUUCUGAAUUGAACAGAGGCUUGUAUAGAAGUACAAUUGUUAUACUAGCAUCGAGUUUCCUUCUCCUCUUCCCUUUGUUUCAUGGGAAGCAAGAGCAAACGAUUUGUACAUCUGUGUUGUGAAUUAGAUAAUUCUCAUCUGUACCAUAUUGUUAUAUAAAAGAUGAACAUCAUAUAUGUUUGAAA
Messenger RNA from Hordeum vulgare subsp. vulgare (domesticated barley), 2172 nucleotides. RefSeq lists its product as uncharacterized. The record is from RefSeq and is a predicted model, not a curated record. Lineage: Eukaryota; Viridiplantae; Streptophyta; Magnoliopsida; Poales; Poaceae. The coding region runs from base 203 to 1837 and encodes 544 amino acids. The transcript has 6 exons.